AUGCAGAGGACAGGUCUUCAGUUUAUGGGAUUGUACCACAACGAAUGGGCUGAAGCUCUUGGUAUCGAGAUCUCCAGCGCGAGGGCCAAGGACGGCACCAUGGUGGUGAACAGAACCUCCCUCUCCAGCGGCAAGCUGAUGCCGUCGCUGAGCUUCAAGCUGUGGGAGGCAGAGGCGGUAGUCGCUUCCAUGGACCACGGCAGCAGGCCGAGCCAGGUGGACGUCGUCGACUGCUGCCUGAGAGACUCGGCGGAUGAGUUGGUGUUCAUGGCGUCUCCGACGACCCCGACGAGCCCGCGGGUGUCGUCCAGCCCCAAAUGCGAGCUGGACGCCGCGGCGGUGAAGCUUCAGAAGAAAUGCCCACUUGACAAAGACGAUGAGUACCCCUUGCUGAGCAAACCUGACGCUCAGCCCAACGCCGCCGUCUCGAACGGCACUGACGGAGCAGAAGACAACACGGACUCUGCAGCCAUGGAUGAACAUACGAGCGAAUCCGAGGCGGCUGACGGCGACGUUCACCAGGCAAUCCGUGACGGCAACACGAGUGAAGCAGAGGAGGACGACACCGACACCCACGCUCACACCGACAUCGACACCGAAGAGGAGGCGCAGCAGCACGAGGCGAUCAGUCUUGUUUCAUCGUUUCACUAG
Miscanthus lutarioriparius is the source of this 651-nucleotide messenger RNA. The record is from the annotation of a GenBank genome assembly. NCBI's taxonomy places the organism in Eukaryota, Viridiplantae, Streptophyta, Magnoliopsida, Poales, Poaceae.